Periophthalmus magnuspinnatus is the source of this 1117-nucleotide messenger RNA. RefSeq names its product transmembrane protein 231 (gene tmem231). The transcript is spliced from 7 exons. NCBI's taxonomy places the organism in Eukaryota, Metazoa, Chordata, Actinopteri, Gobiiformes, Gobiidae. Gene Ontology annotation, cellular component: ciliary transition zone; ciliary membrane. Gene Ontology annotation, biological process: cilium assembly; regulation of protein localization. The record is from RefSeq and is a predicted model, not a curated record. The coding region runs from base 146 to 1078 and encodes 310 amino acids.
UGGUGCUGCAGUGGAUGAGCCCGCAAUUGUUUGUGUCGGUCAGGUUGAUUCUAUGUCCAUUUUGUAUUUUAGCAGGACUGUUAGCCGUUAGCAUUGCAGUGUGUUCAUAUUAAAUGGGAGCGUUUACAAAGUACAUCAUUGCAUAAUGGCUUUCUACGAAGUAUAUUCUCAUCCGGCUUUGAUCCGGUAUAGAAGCAGCGUGUGCACCAAAGCCACGCUGUUUGCUGUGGUGGCCCUGUGCCUCACCUACAUCCCUCCUCUGCUUGUAGCCUACAGAAGCCAAGGUUUUUGGUUGAAAACGAGCACAUACGAGGAGCAGCCGGUGGUGCGGUUCCAGUACGAGGCGAUAUUGAUUGCCACCACCAGUGCUCAGGGGGAGUAUGUGGCCUGGAGUACAUUUCCUCACUUCAACCACCUGGUGGGGGCCCGUCUACGCAUCCCCGCGCUGUCGGUGAGAGAGGAGGAUGACAAUCAGGAUGGGAAGCUUGACCGUCUGCUACUGGAGAUGCAGCUGCCCCUGAGAGUGGAGGAGCAGCUCUACAGCCUCCAACUCCUGCUCACGUUUAGCUACCAGCUCUUUCGCAUGUCGACUGUGGCCAUGCAGAGUUUGGCCUGUGUGCACUACUCUUCUGCAGUCCCUGGGGCACAGCUGUUCAUCAGUGGAGACCUGCGGCUGCAACAGAGGGCUCCUCUACCUCAUCGUGGGCUCUACAACAUCUACAAUGUCUCUGUGAUUGACAGCUCUAGCCCGUUUGCAAGUGCCUAUGAGUUUGAUGACAUAAUCCGAAAGUACCAGCAAAGAAACUUGACCACCCUUCUGUCCACUGCGAUGCCCGUGUGGAAGCCUGGACGAGCCCCCACUGCCCCUUUCAUGCUCCGUGCCGAGAUCCACUACUCCACCGAGACAAUUACAUACCGACCUGGCUUCUGGGAAACCAUCAAGUUUGCCUGGAUCCAGUACGUGAGCGUGCUGCUGGUGUUUCUCUGGGUGUUCCAGCGCAUCCAGACCUUUGUGUUUGAGAAGCAGCUCUUGACCACUGUACCAGGGGAACCAGCCCACCACCACAAACUGCACUGAGGAGACCUAUCAGAGAGCACAUGCUGAGGGCCAACACUC